UCAUCAGGCGCGUCCUCGUCAGUGCUCGUACCCCGGAUGUUGAUAUCAGAACGCGUGUGUUCGACUCCUGUCAGUCGUGCCUCAGCUGAUAGCCAUGGUUAACGCUCGUGUAUCCUUCUCCUGACAGUGUUUAUGUGUUACUAAUCUGGUAAAUGCCCAGAAAUCUGCAAGAUGUCGAUGGAUGUGACGUUCCUCGGGACCGGCUCCGCGUACCCGUCUCCUCACCGCGGCGCGUCCGCUCUCGUGUUGAGGACUGAAGGGGAAAACUGGCUCUUCGACUGCGGGGAGGGAACGCAGAUCCAGCUGAUGAAGAGCACACUCAGAGCCGGUCAGACUCUCACUCACUGCCGCUGCUGUUCUCUGACACGGGUCUCUGUGUUGUGGCAGGUUUCUACUGUUGAGUUGUCAGUCAGAAAAAAAGGUAAAAUCAGCAAGGUGUUCAUCUCGCACCUUCAUGGAGACCAUCUGUUUGGUCUUCCCGGUUUGCUGUGCACCAUCAGUCUGAAUUUGAACCCUCAGCCAGAUCAGCCUCCGCCCUGUGUGGACAUUUACGGCCCGCGAGGACUGAGACUCUUCAUCCGUGUGGCGUUGCAGUUGUCUGGCUCGCAGUUGCUUUUUCCGUAUGCUGUGCAUGAACUGCAGCCGUCCGAUGAGCAGUGUCCUGAAGAGGGGCAUCUCAGUCCUGCUCUGACCACCGCCAGUGAAACCCUUCACCCGCAGGAGCGUCCUGGCAGAACUGUACAUCCAGACCCCGACACGGACUGUUACCACCUCAUUGAUGACAAACAGUUUGUGGUUAAAGCGUUCAAGCUCUUCCACAGAGUCCCCUCAUUCGGCUUCUCGGUGGAGGAGAGAGAACGUCCGGGACGGCUGAACACAGACCUGCUGAAAGAACUAGGUUUGAAACCAGGCCCUCUAUACGGGCGUCUGAAGAACGGACAGUCGGUGACUCUAGAUAGUGGCCGUGUGUUGACAGCUGGUGAGGUGCUGGAGCCGCCGCUGAAGGGCCGGAAGGUGUGUGUUUUCGGGGACUGCAGUGCUCCACUGGGCGAGGGAUUUAAACGGGCGUGUUACGGUGCUGAUGUUCUGGUGCAUGAGGCCACGCUGGAGAACGGGCAGCAGGAGAAGGCUGUUGAACAUGGACACAGCACUCCUGGCAUGGCUGCGGCGGUGGCGCUCACAUGUGAGGCGAAAACACUGGUGCUCCACCACUUCAGUCAACGAUACAAACCUGAAAAUCUCCGGCGAGAUGAUGAUGAAGACGAUGUUUCAGAGCUGAAGAGACAAGCUGAGCUGGUGCUGCAGGGUUCCAGGACGGACGUCAUUCUGGCUGAAGACUUUCUCACUCUGCCUGUGGCGCUCAAGAGGAAUUCGACAACGUAGUACCUGUCAGAUUUAGCCCAUGUGGAAAUACGUUUUCUAGUUAUUAAAUUUUAAUAUGAGAAAAUGUUUUAAUAAAGUCAUUUUGUACCACA
This is a messenger RNA of Danio rerio (zebrafish), 1475 nucleotides long. The record is from RefSeq and is a predicted model, not a curated record. NCBI's taxonomy places the organism in Eukaryota, Metazoa, Chordata, Actinopteri, Cypriniformes, Danionidae.